Messenger RNA from Neolamprologus brichardi, 4748 nucleotides. It is a transcript of the gene arhgap30, whose product is annotated as Rho GTPase activating protein 30. Gene Ontology annotation, biological process: small GTPase-mediated signal transduction. The record is from RefSeq and is a predicted model, not a curated record. NCBI's taxonomy places the organism in Eukaryota, Metazoa, Chordata, Actinopteri, Cichliformes, Cichlidae. Gene Ontology annotation, molecular function: GTPase activator activity.
AAGACACAACAAAGUAUGUCCUAACGCUCGAUUUUACGUGACAGCCCCAAUGCAGCGCAGCUCACAGAGGAAACAACCUGCACCUAACAACAUGCACUGAGGCAAAGGAAACAGAAGCAACAGCAGCACAGUCAAACCUCUGAAAUGUGCAACGUUUUAUCAGAGUCAUCGUCACUUUAACCAUUUUGGUCAACGCAUCCAGAACAGACAGUUAGUGAACCUGACCGUCACCAGCAGGGCAGAGGGGACCAGUCUGAAUGUGAGGUGAAAAGAGAAGACAGGAAGAGAUGAGGAGAGUUCGAAGAAAAGGGGGCAACAAAGAGAAGGUGUUUGGAUGUGAUCUGUUGGAGCAUCUAAAUACCUCUGGUCAAGAGGUUCCACUGGUGCUGCGAUGCUGCAGUGAGUUUGUGGAGCAUCAUGGGAUUGUUGAUGGGAUCUACAGGUUGUCUGGAGUGUCAUCCAAUAUACAGAAACUCAGGGGUGAGUUUGAGAGUGAUGGUAAUCCUGAACUGAACAAGGAUGUGUACCUGCAGGACAUCCACUGUGUCAGCUCUUUGUGUAAAGCUUAUUUCAGAGAGCUGCCCAACCCUCUGCUCACAUAUCAGCUGUAUGACAAAUUUGCUGAAGCUGUGGCCAUCCAGCUAGAGGAGGAGAGGCUAGUAAAGAUCGGUGAUGUCCUGAAAGAGCUACCAGCACCUCAUUACAGGACUCUGGAGUUUCUCAUGCGUCAUCUUGUCAGAAUGGCCUCGUAUUCGUCAGAAACCAACAUGCACGCCAGGAACCUGGCCAUUGUCUGGGCCCCCAACCUGCUCAGGUCUAAAGACAUUGAAGCGACAGGAUUCAAUGGCACUGCGGCCUUCAUGGAGGUCAGGGUCCAGUCCAUCGUGGUGGAGUUCAUUCUCACACACGUCCCUCAGCUGUUUCCCGAUGCAGACAUAUCAAACGAGAGAAGGAAGUCCCUCCCAUCCCCAUCAGCAUUCCCCAACAAGGAGGAAUGUUUAUUCCGGCCUGUUCCCACCCCAGCUUGUAGCUAUGGGAACAUCAGUCCAGGAGAUGGUCCACUUCCCAUAAGACCUUACCAUGCCAUCAUUGAAGGCACAGACAAGAGGAAAGGAUCCCUUAAAGGCAGGAAGUGGAUGUCCAUCUUUAACAUUGGAGGACGAUUCCCGGAUCCACGGCGAAAACACAAACCUUCAACCAAAGCUCCAGAGAAAGAAAGGCCUGCUCUGAGACCUGCAAGAAGCAUGGACUCCCUCAGCUCCCCAUCCUAUCCAAAUGAAGGUACCAGGCGUCCUGGCCAGCGCCCUCCUUCCACCAGCAUGUCUCCCCUUGUCACUACCACCCCUCAGGCUGUCUCUGAGCUCCCAGUAUCUUCAGGUGGAUUAGGUGCCAGUGAAUAUGCUGUGACCUACCGCAGGGGAACAGGGCUAGUAAGCGGUGGUGCAGGCGUACAGGGUACCUACACAGCUCUUGAUCCAGAAGGUUUAGGAUUAGCAGGCAAUGAUACUGUCCAGUCCAGAUCUCCAGGAAUAUCCACUAAAGCUGGUCGGAGAGCAGCCAUGCACAUCACAGGACCCACCAUGGUUACUGUGCCACUACAUAUCACCUCUAACCUGGCUUUAGGGGUUCUUCAAGGGGGCGGGGCUGACAGGAUCAUACACCGUAGAGACAAAAACGGGGGUGACAAGGCGGGAGCAGAAAAGGCAGCGAAGAAGGUAAGCAGAGUAAUGGAAUGGAAUGUGGAAGAAACCAAGAAGGAGGAGGAGGAAGUGAAAAGUGAAAAGGAGAAAAGCAGUGAAGAAGACGUGGAGACGACAGAGGAUUCGGUGGCAGCAGGUGGUGCUGAGGAGAAAACGGAAGAAGGAGCAGAAGAGAAAGGAGAUGAACCUGAGAGACAACGAGACAAAAGCCUCCUGUCCAACUCAGAAGAAGAUAACAAAGGUGAUGCCAAAAAUGCUGAACAAAAUGUUGAAGAUGAUGAAUAUAUGGAAAUGAAAGUUAGUGAGACGCCUGAGCUUCAGCCAGAGGACACUCAGCAUGAAGAUAAUGGAGAGUUCGAUGCUUCUGAUGUUCUCAACUCAACAGAGGUGGCAGGCGACAACCAGAAUAUGUUUGGCUACAUUCAAGACAACUUUGAAUUCCUGGACCAAAUGGACUGCAGUGGAAUGGACCAUAUGGACUGCAGUGUCUCUUAUCAGGUGCAGGAGUUCUCUGUUGAACCUCCUUGCCACUCAGACGAUGAGUAUGAAACAAUGGCUCAAGCUCAGACUUCUCCUUGUCCUCCAGAGCCACAGUCACGCCUGCGUCCAGGCCCUCAAAGUCCCAGCGAGUCAAACCCACACAGACCGCUCAGUCUCGACUUGCACAGUCGACACACAAAAUCCCUCAGCCUGCCUUACAUGACCUCGCCUGUCCACGGACAGGAUGAGUCUUCAUCUGAAGACGAGGCUAUGGGGGACAUCAUAUGUGAUAACGAAUACAGUAGCGAGGAAGACGAGAGCAUGUUCGUUAAAAGCCUUCCAACGGAUUUCUUUUUGAACACAAUCUCUGGGUUGGAACCAGAAACUGAUGGACAAGAAAGUUCCCUUCGUGAUAGCGUUUCUGUGCAUUACAUAGAGAGCUCUGAAGAAAGAGACUGCCAGUCACUGAAAACUGAACAUUCGGCAUGUAAAGAAACAACUACGGGAGAGCGGGAGCAGGUAGAAGUGAACGACAGAGAAGAUAAAAAUGGACUGGAUGAAAAGGAGAUGACAGAAAAACAAGAGGAAACUAAAGUUCAUCAGGAAGGAGACCAGCUGGAAAACGACAUGCAAAGCAGAGAAACAGAGGAACAUCUGGAUGUUAUGAAAGAUGCUGAAAGUGAAAUAUCCUCAACAACCUGCUGUACAGAGUUUCCACUGCCAGUCACCGAGGACACUGAUGAAUCCAGCACUGUGGCUGGCAUGAGCGUUGAGGAGGUGAAGGAAGUAGUUGAAAUUGCUCACAGCGAUUGUCCAUCUCAGGAAAUGAUGAACCAGAAAGAAACUGAAUCAACAAAUCAUACCAGAAGCUGUAAUGGAGGGGGUACAACAGAGAGAGACAAUAAGGAGGGGGAGAAUGGUGUGAUAUGCAAUGAAAUGGAGGACAUGUGUGAACAGUUUGUACUGAAAAUAGAGGAAAGUGACGAGAAAAUGAGGGAAGAAACCUCAGAGGGAAAAGCUGACAGAGAACACGACAGUAGCAAUGAGCAGGAUACCCAAAUCUGUGGGACACACAAUGACAUUUGGGAAGAACUUGAGGACAUUGUAUCUGAAGUGAUAGAAGAUGAGGAAAAGGCGCAGUCUGAGAGGGAGGGUGAUGUUGGGCAAGAACAUUUGGUAAAAGAUGAACAGGACGAAGAGCAAGGAUCAAAGGAAAUGGUGGAAGACGACAAAGAGGAGGUGAAGAAGACGGAAGGUAUGAUAGAAGUAGACGGUGAACCAGUGGAGACGGCUGAAGGAGCGCUAACAAGUUUAGAAAUGCAACAAGAGUUUAACGAAGAUGAGACCCAGAGAGAAACUCACGAGAAGAUGGCCAGCAAGGAAGACUCUCAGGAACAUGUCACAGCAGAAGAGUUUUCAGAUCAGCCAGAGAAUGAGAGCGAUGGUGAACAGACAGCCGAUGAGCAACUUGAAACUGCGCCAAGUGAAGAUAACCAAUUUAAAGAGGUGGGCUCUGAUAUGACAGAGGGAAGAGAGAGUGAGAAGAGUGACGGCCCCUUAGAGGGUGUCGGAAGCACGCUGGUCUCCUCACAGCCGAAGAUCUACCAAGUUAAAGCCGUGCCGGUGGUGCCUCCGAAGCCGCAGCACUGCAGAAUCACCGCCCUGACCAUCCGACAGCAGCAGCAGCAAAGAGAGAGAAGAGACGGCGACAGAGGGAGAGACAACACGCUGAGAGCCCCAGGAGAGCAGGACAAGGACGGAGACCAGAGCGACGAGGGCUCUGAGAAAAAAGAGAGUCCAAAGCUCAGGGGAGAUAGCCGGGAGAGAGAGGGGAGGAGGGACAGGGCCGAAGUCAGAAACAGUCCCCUCAGCAUGUGCUUUGAUGAGGCUGUGGCCAUUGCAACCAUGAGGAGAGAGAAAGAGAGGGUGAGAGAAGGAGAGGCGGAGGCAGACGCGCUGGGGAAGUGACGUAGAGAUUUGAAUUGUACAAACUAGUUUUCCGCACACAAAGUUAAAGGCUGUAUUUUCUUAUAUAGAGAGGUGAAUUUAUUCCAUUAUACAUUACAGCAACAGCAGCCCUGCUUAUGUAAGGCAAUUGAUUUAGCCGUUUCGGUGUUUCUUUGUAGAAUGCAUAAACCAAUAGUUUUCUAAUAUAAAUAUUGUUCAAGGGAAGUUUUGUUCUCCGUUCAUUUACCAGAACAGAAUAGACCGCGGAGAUGAUAUAGAGGGAAUCAGAUGCGGGGGUUGGAUUUACACGGUCAGCAUCUUGAAUCCUGAUAUUAAGAGGAAUAAACUGAAACAGAUGACAAACACUGAAGUGCCGAAGUGCUGCUCCAGUGUGACAAACCAUCUGGACGAACUGCUAGUUUCAAGAGUCUGGGUUGUUAAUCUAAAAGUAAAAAAUAUUUGCAUUGAAUACACUCCCUGUUACACUCGGUGUUUGCACGAGUAACGAGUUUUCUCUCUCGUUACAGAAAGGUGUACAUAAAAAUAGAGGUUUGAUGCCAAAUACAAAUGUGUUUAAAAAGAUGCAUAGACUAUAUCAUUUAGCAGGAAUAUGAUGUCAAC